CCUCAGGCUACACUCAGUAUUCUCUCCAAGAGACACUGUCCCAGGACGAGUUUAAGUAGAGAAAGCCAGGCAGGGAUGAAGUUUUCACCAGCUCCACUCCCUAAAUCCUUGUUGGACAUGGAUGAAGCCAAUUACUGUGAGGGCCUUGACCCUACCUAUAUCACACUGGGCUUUGAGAAUGCAGAGGUGCUUUAUUCUGGGGAAACCAUGCCGACAGAGCCAAGCAUCAGUCAAGGAGAUAACGCCUUGAACUCCAACUGCGCAAUCUGUGGCGACAAAGCCACAGGUAAACAUUAUGGUGCUUCCAGCUGUGAUGGCUGCAAAGGCUUCUUCCGUAGGAGCAUCAGGAAGAGCCAUGUCUACUCCUGCAGGUUCAGUCGCCAGUGUGUUGUUGACAAAGAUAAAAGGAACCAGUGCCGUUUUUGCAGACUUCACAAAUGCUUUCGAGCUGGAAUGAAGAAAGAAGCUGUGCAGAAUGAGCGAGAUCGUAUCAGUUCGAGAAGGAACAUGCAAGAUUCACAUGAUCUGCCGCCUAUCACUGCUCUCGCUCAUGCAGAAGCUCUCUCACAACAGCAGAUCAACGCUACCAGCCCAAUGGACCCUGCUGAUGUUUCAGAGAAAAAAUCAGCCACUAUCAGUGACGUCUGUGAGUCUAUGAAGCAACAGCUGCUUGUUCUGGUAGAGUGGGCUAAAUACAUCCCAGCCUUCGGCGAAUUGCCACUUGAUGACCAGGUUAGUUUAUUAAGAGCACAUGCUGGGGAACAUCUUCUACUUGGUGUUGCUAAGAGGUCAAUAGCAUACAAAGACAUCCUGCUUCUAGGUAAUGGGUGUGCUAUACAUCGAAGCUGCCCUGAGCCAGAGAUAGGUCGGGUGGCUAACCGUGUCUUGGAUGAACUGGUUUUACCCUUUCAAGACAUCCAAAUUGACGACAAUGAAUAUGCAGCUCUAAAGGCCAUUGUGUUCUUCGACCCUGAUGCGAAAAGCUUAAGAGAUCCCUCUAAAAUAAAGGCAAUGCGCUAUCAGGUUCAAAUGAGCCUGGAAGACUACAUUAAUGACCGGCAAUAUGACUCGCGUGGGCGAUUUGGAGAGCUUUUGCUACUGCUUCCCACUCUGCAAAGCAUCACCUGGCAGAUGAUUGAGCAGCUGCAGUUUAUCAAGCUUUUUGGUCUGGCCAAGAUAGAUAACCUGCUUCAGGAGAUGCUUCUUGGGGGUCUAUCCACAGAACAGCCUCACUUGCAUCACAAUGGUCACCCUCAGGUUCCAUUUACGGGGCAGACCAUAGUCAUUAGCACCAUACCUGUGCCUGGACACUCACAGCAGUUGGCUUGUCCAGAUACCCCCAUUCCAUCUCCCACUCCAGUACAGAACCAGGAGGUCUAUAAGCCCUCCAGAAGCCCAACUCUCCUGCUACCACCACAGCCCAUGCCAAACAGACCCUCUCCUGAGCCUCCCCUAUGAGACUCCAUCAAUCUCUGAAGUGCAGGGUUACUAAAGCCCUGUGUGUUUGUAUAUGUGUAAAUUGCGUGAGCUCCAUCCCUUCUCAUCUCUAGCGCAAUGCGUUUAUCUGCGUGAAAGGGAAUUGUUUGGAUCUUCAUGGUCCACUGAAACUAAUUGCAAAUGGAUUUUCAAAGUGGACUACCACCGACUGAAAAUAAUGUAUUUCACUCAGCAUCUGGAAUGUUAUGUCUGUCAUUGAGGCAAACUUUGAGUGUUCUCAAUGUUUCUCUUUUUAUCAGCCUAUGACUGGUUCCCUAAUAAGUGUAGACAAUAUUAGUUUGUUAAUAAAGUUUUUGUAUAAAUAAAAAUUUAAAAUUUAAUUUAUUAACAAAAUUAUGCAAUACUUUGCAAGGGAUGAAGGGAUGCUAAAUUGUUUUAUGCUUGAAAAUGUGCACUUAAACACAAUAAGUAAAUAAAUACUGAACAUGGUGGGUAUUUUUAUUUUUUAUUUAUGUAUUAAUUUGCUUUGAGUGUUUAAUAAAUUGUUACAUCAUUUAUAUACUGCAAGAUAAAUGUAAAACAACUGUUUUGUUCAGUAGUACAUUACCCAACAGUUUUUCUUUAUCCAAAAAACUAAAAGAGUUCAGUGGUGUGGUGGGAAAAGAUGAGGGUUGGGAAAAGCUGAGGGUCAGAAAGUUGCUGUAUUUAGACCUGCCAGAAGCAACCCAUGAAUUGUCACCAUUGUACCCUUGAGCAAGUCACUUAACCACUGCAAUCCCUACGUGUGUGUGUGUGUGUGUGUGUGUGUGUGUGUGUGUGUGUGUGUGUGUGUGUGUGUGUGUGUGUGUGUGUGUGUGUGUGUGUGUGUGUGUGUGUGUGUGUGUGUGUGUGUGUGUGUGUGUGUGUGUAUUUAUCACUUUGUGGGGACCAAAUGUCCCCAUAAGGAUAGUAAAACCCGAAAUUUUUGACCUUGUGGGGACAUUUUGUCGGUCCCCAUGAGGAAAACAGCUUAUAAAUCAUACUAAAUUAUGUUUUUUGAAAAUGUAAAAAUGCAGAAAGUUUUCUGUGAGGGUUAGGUUUAGGGUUAGGGUUAGGUUUAGGGGAUAGAAUAUAAAGUUUGUACAGUAUAAAAACCAUUAUGUCUAUGGAAAGUCCCCAUAAAACAUGGAAACACAACGUGUGUGUGUGUGUGUGUGUGUAUUUAUCACUUUGUGGGGACCAAAUGUCCCCAUAAGUAUAGUAAAACCCGAAAUUUUGACCUUGUGGGGACAUUUUGUCGCUCCCCAUGAGGAAAACGGCUUAUAAAUCAUACUAAAUUAUGCUUUUUGAAAAUGUAAAAAUGCAGAAAGUUUUCUGUGAGAGUUAGGUUUAGGGGUAGGGGAUAGAAUAUAUAGUUUGUACAGUAUAAAAAACAUUGUGUAUGGAAAGUCCCCAUAAAACAUGGAAACACAACGUGUGUGUGUGUGUGUGUGUGUGUGUGUGUGUGUGUGAUAAGUGUCCACUAAAUGGGUACUUGCUGACUUUCUAACAUAUGCUUAAUUCUUCAUUAAUAAUGCGGGAUAUGCAAAUUUGCUAAUGGUAAGAAGUGAUUUUUGGCUCUUUGACAUUAUACAGAAAUGUAUUUUUUUUAAAACCACUCAGAUUUUGUUUCAUAUACAGUAUAUGAAAAUGUCACAUGCAUUAUAAUCUGAAGGUCACACAUAGCCUGGCAAAUGUCAAUGGACUAUGCAUUCUUGGUGGAACCGUAGAGUUCUUAGAGGUGACAGCUGGACAAAAAUGAAGCAUUUAAAAAAAAAGAACAGUUGGGACAUAUUUUUAUAUGGCUCAAUUUACAACUAUUGUCAGUAAUCUGAAGCAAGCCCUAAUGUAGUCACUGUAAACUCCACGGUGUACAGUGAACAUGAAAGGAUUUUGACAUAUGUUUGAAUAUAAUGCAUUCGAAAACAGUAUGUCAAAGGGGAAUCUGCAAACAAACGAUGCAAGGCCUUUUCUAACUACCUUCACUUUUCUCAGCUAUUUUUGCAAUUACUUUUCACCAACUGGUCCCAAGGUAUGUUUUAGAUUUACAUGAAUAUUCCGAGUUCAAUACAAGUUAAGCUCAAUCGACAGCAUUUGUGGUAUAAUAUUGAUUGUCUUGUCCAUUCUUUUCUUAAGAAAAUUAAUAAAAAAUCAGGGUGUAACAGGAUAUAUGUGUGUGAGGAGGAAGUGGGGACAAUCCACAUAAGCUUUAUUUUAAUCACACAGAUGUCGCUUUUCAGUAUAAAAAGAAAUCAGACUCAAACAAAUAUGUAGAUUGUUUGAUACAUGUGUCAGACUCUCUGUCUCCUCUCCUGUGUCCGGCAUGCCCUCAUUGCAAUGAGAAACAGGUGAUAAAGACAGGGGCGGGUCUACGUGGUGGC
Messenger RNA from Xyrauchen texanus (razorback sucker), 3836 nucleotides. RefSeq names its product hepatocyte nuclear factor 4, gamma (gene hnf4g). Gene Ontology annotation, cellular component: nucleus. Bases 76 to 1458 code for a protein of 460 amino acids. Gene Ontology annotation, molecular function: nuclear receptor activity; zinc ion binding; nuclear steroid receptor activity. The record is from RefSeq and is a predicted model, not a curated record. Gene Ontology annotation, biological process: anatomical structure development; cell differentiation; regulation of transcription by RNA polymerase II. Lineage: Eukaryota; Metazoa; Chordata; Actinopteri; Cypriniformes; Catostomidae. The transcript is spliced from 10 exons.